AUGACGAAGGAGUAUCACGAUCUUCAGCAUCUGGACAAUGAAGAGAGUGGCCAUCAGGAACUCAGACAGGCGCUACCUCCUCCCCAGUCCCUCUUGAGGCGUCUCUGCUCUGGACCUUGCCUCCUCCUGCUCUCCCUGGGUCUCAGCCUCCUGCUCCUGGUGGUCACCUGUGUGCUCGGAUCCCAAAAUUCCCACCUGCAGAAGGAGUUGCAGGCCCUGAAAGUGACAUUCAGAAACUUCACAAUGCUCACUGAGGCUGAGGUCAAGUCGCUGAGCACACAGGGAGGCAGUGUGGGGCGAAAGAUGAAGACCCUGGAAUUAGAGUUGUUGAAGCAACAGCAGUCCCUGAGUGAAGAACACUCCAGCUUGCUGCUCUAUGUGAAACAAUUUGUGUUUGACCUGCACAGCCUGAACUGCCAGAUAGCUGUCCUCCAGGGCAAUGGCACUGAAACUCUCUGCUGCCCUGUGAACUGGGUGAAGUAUAACAGCAGCUGUUACUGGUUCUCGCGCUCUGGGAAGUCCUGGCACGAGGCACAGAAGUACUGCCAGCUGGAGAAUGCCCACCUGGUGGUGGUCAACUACCAGGAGGAGCAGGAUUUUAUCCAGUCCCACACAGGCUCUAUGAACCACUGGAUGGGCCUCACCGAUGAAAACGGGCCCUGGAAAUGGGUGGAUGGGACCAACUACCAGACAGGCUUCCAGAACUGGAGGCCAGAACAGCCAGACAACUGGUACGGGCAUGGCCUUGGAGGAGGCGAGGACUGUGCCCACUUCACUGACAAUGGUCGCUGGAACGAUGAUGUCUGCCAGAGGCCCUACCGCUGGGUCUGUGAGACAAAGCUGAAUGGCACCAGCUAG
Molecule: messenger RNA, 858 nt
Organism: Chrysochloris asiatica (Cape golden mole)
Lineage: Eukaryota; Metazoa; Chordata; Mammalia; Afrosoricida; Chrysochloridae
Product: asialoglycoprotein receptor 1-like
Exons: 8
Coding region: 1-858 (285 amino acids)
Biological process (GO): biological process involved in interspecies interaction between organisms
Cellular component (GO): external side of plasma membrane
Molecular function (GO): D-mannose binding; fucose binding
Source: RefSeq, a predicted model, not a curated record